UGCAUCAGUCCCUUGUAGCCGGCACCAAGUGAGCUAGCAAUUGUUAGAAUUAGUAGUAAAAGCCAAUUUCCGCUAUGGCCGCUGCGGUGAUGGUGAUGGUGAUGGUGAUGGUGGCGUUGACUGUGUGCAUCAAUGUGGAUGUGGCGGCGGGGCAAGGACUGUGCAAGAUGACCCAGGAGGGGCUGACCGCGUGUAAGCCGAGCAUCAGCACGGUGAAGGCGGAGGCCAACCCGAGCGAGGCAUGCUGCUCGGCGUUGAAGCAGGCCAACCUGACGUGCCUCUGCAGCUUCAGGAACUCCAACCUGCUACCCUACCUCGGCAUCAACCCCGAUCUGGCCAUGCAGCUUCCUGCCAAGUGCAGCAUUGCCCCGCCCCAAACAUGUAAUUAGCUACGGAAAUUAAGCCUGCUGAGUCUAGUAGUUUUAACUAAUUUGGUGCUACUGAUUGGGUUUGCAUGCGAUCGUGUUUUCUACUUCCUGUGUUGGCUAAUUAGGUGACUGUGUGGCGAAGUCGUUGUAAGUCAUUUGGUUUGUUAGCGGUAAUAUAAUAAUGUGUCAGUUUGGUUA
Zingiber officinale is the source of this 566-nucleotide messenger RNA. RefSeq names its product putative lipid-transfer protein DIR1. Gene Ontology annotation, biological process: systemic acquired resistance. The coding region runs from base 75 to 389 and encodes 104 amino acids. The record is from RefSeq and is a predicted model, not a curated record. Gene Ontology annotation, molecular function: fatty acid binding. NCBI's taxonomy places the organism in Eukaryota, Viridiplantae, Streptophyta, Magnoliopsida, Zingiberales, Zingiberaceae. The transcript has a single exon.